GUGUUGUAAGUCAUUACUGAUGCGUCGUUCUAUUGUUCCAAGCACGUGGCAUGAAUUCGAAACAAACUGGACAAAACUCAUCUCGCUACUUCCACAUUUAACGCGAAAACGCACGCACGGGAUCGCGCGUACGAGGCAGACGUUGAGGAAUUCGCAAACCGUGAAGGUAACUCGCAAACCCUCACGGACGAUACCACGGUAAUUUUCACUUGAUUCCUGUGUUUUGAUUAUAUUCGUGCCUCCGGCCGACACUUGGCGCGCAAACCCCAUUUAAAAACACAUAAGCAAACCGACUAAGGAGCCGUGGAACUAACCAAUCACAAAGGUGCGCGGCGAAUCGGGGGCGGAGCAACGAGCGGGUUUUGCUUCCCAUCAUUGGUUCUUUUGUGUUAGCGUGAGGUGACGUGUCACGGCGUCACAGAGAAACCAACGCAAAUUCAAGUUGGACGUAAAUUAAAAAUAGAAAUUGCCACGAUCAGUUUAAGCUUGUCCACUCGCUGAUAACGUGUCAAGCGCAACAGAACUCGAACUCCUACCGACCGUGAGAUAGAAAUAUCGUGCACCUGUGGCUUCGACGACUCGUGUUUCGAACUGAAACCAACUGACUGGCUCGAACCACUGAACUUUGUCCGCGCUUGGUAGAAUAGAGUAUUUUAAUUUUCCUUCUCGUACGAGUCACUGAAACGCGUUUGUAAUGAUGGUUUUCCAAGGAAGCGAGCUCAAUUCGCCAAGCCCGCCGCCUCAAGUUCCCACUGUAGACGAGCCCGAGGAAGAACCCAAGAAAUCGCUUCAGCACGUCAAACGCCCCAUGAACGCGUUCAUGGUUUGGAGCCAGAUCGAGCGCAGAAAAAUGGCAGAAGAGCACCCCGAUAUGCACAACGCCGAGAUCAGCAAGCGCCUCGGAAAGCGCUGGAAACUGCUGUCGGAGAGCGAGAAGAGACCGUUCGUAGAGGAAUCGGAGCGACUUCGCAUUAGACACAUGCAGGCUUAUCCAGAUUACAAAUACCGUCCACGCAAGAAGAAGCAGCCUAGUAAGCAGAAGAACAACGCUGGUGGACAGGAGGGGAAAACUUCAUCCUCUACGGAAGGACACUCGAGAAAGAACCUCCCCGAGGCAGUGGGUACGAAGCGUGAGGCACUGCCCGGCGCGCACGCAUUUCCUGGACUGGGUUCUUCCAAGAAACACGCUAGUUCUCUGGGAGAGCAGCCAGCGUUUAAGAAACAACGCCGCGACUUCGUUUCGCCAAUCACCCCGCCGCCGAACGUGCCCGAUGCGAUCGGAACAACACCAGAGGAUCCCAUUGAUCAGCUAUCCUUGUACGACGACUUCGAACAGGCGUUCAAACAGGAUCAGCAGGUCCCUGUGAGCGUGAAUCACAGCCAACAGAUUCCGAACUCGUGGCCAAGCUUAGAAUUUGGCAACGUGAACUUCAACGGCUUGCCUGUCUCGCCAUUACUUGAUCUGAACGGAGCAAAUGGCGGCCAAUUUGAUUUUCCCGAUCUCUACACUCCGCCAGAGGUUUCAGAGCUUAUUCAAAGCCAGUGGCUUGAGAACUCUCUAGGGCAUUUGUAGCUGAUUGCAAUUUUCGCCGUUCAAGUAUUAACUGGUGGAAGGACACUGCUUUUGACUUGUGGAAUUUCCACUUCAUGCGAUUUUUAUAAACACUGAGACAUUUCCAGGAUCUUGUUUGGACCUUCGACUUUUCUAACCGCUAUGGACACGCUUUUCUGUGUAUAUUUUUUUCGACCGAAGAAGUUUAUUUCGUUUUUUUGUAUCGACGGAUGUAUUCUCGUUUUAGAGAGCUUUUAUUACGAUAAUUGUACAAAAAAAGGAUUCUAAAUAAUUUAAUAGUUCCCUGAAGUGUUGUAUUUUUACUAAAUUUCUCUCUUUCCUCGGCCUGAGGAGCGUGUUUUAAAGUGAAUUGAAAUUGAAGAAGAGAAAAUUAUAAUACCAUUAUUAUGAAAAU
Messenger RNA from Orbicella faveolata, 1967 nucleotides. RefSeq names its product transcription factor Sox-11-B-like. Gene Ontology annotation, cellular component: nucleus. Gene Ontology annotation, molecular function: RNA polymerase II cis-regulatory region sequence-specific DNA binding; DNA-binding transcription activator activity, RNA polymerase II-specific. The record is from RefSeq and is a predicted model, not a curated record. Lineage: Eukaryota; Metazoa; Cnidaria; Anthozoa; Scleractinia; Merulinidae. Gene Ontology annotation, biological process: neuron differentiation; negative regulation of transcription by RNA polymerase II; positive regulation of transcription by RNA polymerase II.